Molecule: messenger RNA, 2695 nt
Organism: Planococcus citri (citrus mealybug)
Lineage: Eukaryota; Metazoa; Arthropoda; Insecta; Hemiptera; Pseudococcidae
Product: heat shock 70 kDa protein II-like
Exons: 7
Coding region: 238-2304 (688 amino acids)
Cellular component (GO): cytoplasm; nucleus; plasma membrane
Molecular function (GO): ATP-dependent protein folding chaperone; ATP binding
Source: RefSeq, a predicted model, not a curated record
UGCCUGACGCUUAUCAACGUAGAACGACUAAUCAUCAACAUCAUUAACCAUGCGGUUAGAAGAAAUGUAAUCUUACAAGUUUAUAAGGAUAGUUCUGUAAUGUUUUUAAUUUAAUGGCUCUUACGUAUAUUGCAAGUUUCAAAUCAUCUAUUUUUUUCACGAUAUUAUCACAGUUUUAAUUUGGUUCGGGUAUAGAUAAUAUUGAGUUCAAUCUACUGAUUAAAAGAAAAGGUACAAAUGGAUUCUCCAGCUCCAGCCAUCGGCAUAGAUUUGGGUACGACGUACUCUUGCGUCGGCGUAUUCCAAAAUGGGAAAGUUGAGAUCAUCGCCAACGAUCAAGGUAACAGAAUCACGCCGAGUUAUGUCGCUUUCACUGAUGUUGAAAUUUUGAUUGGCGAUGCAGCUAAGAAUCAGGCAACGAAAAACCGCCAUAAUACAAUUUUCGAUGUGAAGAGAUUAAUGGGUCGAGAAUUUAACGAUGCUGAUGUUCAAGCCGAUACCGGACACUGGCCGUUCGCAGUUACGAGUUGUGAGAACAAGGCAAGAGUAAAAGUCGAAUAUCAAGGUUCCAGAACAUAUUCUCCUGAACAAAUAUCUGCGAUGAUUCUGCAAAAAAUGAAAGAAACUGCCGAAGCUUAUAUCGGUAAACCGGUCGAGAAAGCAGUUAUAACAGUUCCAGCAUAUUACAACGAUUCUCAAAGAGGAGCCACCAUCGAUGCCGCUACAAUAGCCGGUUUAAACGUAUUACGUAUCAUCAAUGAACCAACAGCAGCCGCUAUUGCUUAUGGUUUAGAAAAAAAAAAUUCCGACGCACAAAACGUGCUGAUAUUCGAUCUUGGCGGCGGAACGUUCGAUGUCUCCGUAUUGACCCUUCAAAACGGCGUUUUCGAGGUAAUCUCAACCGCCGGCGAUACUCACUUGGGCGGAGAAGAUUUCGACAACAAAAUGGUCGACUACUUCGUUAAGGAAUUUAAACGUCUGCACAAAAAGGACCUCUUACAAAAUCAGAAGGCUUUAUCUCGCCUUCGAACUAAAUGUGAACAAGCGAAGCGUAUUCUUUCAUCAGCUACUGUAGCAGAAAUCGAACUCGAAUCGCUCGAAGGUGGAAUAGAUUUUUAUAGUUCGAUAACCCGUGCUCGAUUUGAAGGAUUAAACAUUGAACUUUUCGAAAAAACGAUGGAUUUGGUGAAAAAAGCGAUCGAAGAUGCUAAAAUCAAAAAAACGCAAAUCAACGAAGUUGUUCUUGUUGGAGGUUCUAGUCGAAUUCCGAAAAUACAGAGUAUGUUGCGAGAUUUCUUCGGCGGAAAAGAACUGAACAAAUCGAUCAACCCGGACGAAGCUGUAGCCUACGGAGCUGCCAUUCAAGCAGCUAUCUUGAACGGUGACAAAUCAGAUGUGGUAAAAAAUUUACUGCUAUUAGACGUGACGCCAUUGUCGUUGGGUACUGGUGUUACAGUAAAUGAAGAAGUAAUGAUGGACGUGCUUAUUAAACGAAACACACCAGUUCCAGCGAGACAAACGAAAGAAUUUGUUACACUUUACGAUAACCAAGCGGAGGUUUUAAUCGAUGUUUACGAGGGGGAGUAUCCUAAAGCCAAAGAUAAUCACAUGUUAGGUGAAUUUCUUCUGUCUGGAAUCACCCCUGCUCGAGCUCGUAAAGUCGAUAUUGUCGUAACGUUCGAAAUAAACGCUAACGGUAUCUUGAACGUUACCGCCGUCGAACGAUCUACCACCAAUAGUAAACAGAUAACUAUCACAUACAACAACGGUCGUCUGAGUAAAGACGAAAUCAAGAGCAUGAUGAAGGAAGCGGAAAAAUGUCGAGCCAACGAUAAAAAAAAUAAAGACGUAUCUUCCGCCAAAAACGCUUUAGAAUCGUACUGUGUUGAUAUGAAGAGUACCUUGGAAGGUGAAAAAUUGAAAAAUAAAAUUGAUAAAUCAGAUAAAGAGUCGAUGAUCAAGAAAUGCGAUGAAACCUUGCUAUGGAUCAAUUCCAAUAAAUCGAGCGAAAAAGAACCGUUUGAGCAGAAGCAUGAAGAACUACGUAAUGUUUUCGACUUCAUACUUUCGAUAGCCAGGUACGAGGGCGAAAUAAAAGAUAAAUAUCUCGAACUAUUAAACGUUGCACAGGAUGCUUCCAAAAGAGAAAUCAAAAAAGCGCACAGGGACGUUGCAUCUCGUUUCCACCCGGAUAAGUAUCGGGGUGAUAAAGAAAUCGCAAAUCUUUAUUGGUUGACCUACAUGAAGGCACAGGAUACUCUCAUUUCUCUCGUCAAUCCAGCGAAAAGAAGAAAAGUCAAAUAGAUAACUACGCGAGAGUACGAAGGUUUAAUGUAGAAUCCGAAAUUCAACGAUUUUUAUCAACUUCCUUAUAUUUUUAAAAUAAUUUUGAUAUCUUUUCCAUCAUAAAGACGAGUUGAAAAACGAAGAUUUCUGAAAGGGAUACGUUUAAUUUCCCUUGUGAAUUUCUUACACCUUAAUUUUUUUGUAGUAUUUUAUAUUUAAGUGAUGAUUUAAUAAGUGUUAUGGUGCAUGUUAUGAUUUUAUUGUUGUAUCGGUUUUUCUGAAAUUGAAUUGGCGAUAUUUGUGAUAAAUGGAUAUGUAACCUGUCAAGAAGAUUCGUUUUUAAAAAAUAUGGAUGUCAUCUUAUGUUAUAAUUUUUAUUUUAAUAUAUUACUCGUAAUAUUUACAUGUA